This is a messenger RNA of Rhopilema esculentum, 10328 nucleotides long. RefSeq lists its product as uncharacterized. Gene Ontology annotation, molecular function: protein binding. The record is from RefSeq and is a predicted model, not a curated record. NCBI's taxonomy places the organism in Eukaryota, Metazoa, Cnidaria, Scyphozoa, Rhizostomeae, Rhizostomatidae.
AAUUGAAAGCACUAUUCACAGUGGCGUAGCUAGCCAAAUAGCAGUGGUCAUGCCCUCCCCUCAAAAUUUGAAAAAAAUAUGGGUGUGGCCAAAUUUUACCACGCCUAAUUUUUAGUUGAUGAGUUCCUUUUGGAAAUUUUAAUUUUAAGGCCUGUGACUAAAAAAAAUUUGAUUAACUUUUAGAAUGAAAUUUUUUUAUUUCAUAGCAAUCAUCUUGUUACACCAUGAAAUGACGUUUAUCUUAUAGCUGUGACACUAUUUUGGUUUGUUGGUAAUUUAUACAGACAGAGUUCUGGCAAUUUCCAAACAGAACUGUACAAAAGACAUUAAAAAACAUUAGUUUAGUAUAGUAGAUAAACUGAGCUUAAAUCAAAAAUUGUGUUGUUCUCCUAAUUUCUUUCAAUUUGCAGGCUGAAAUACAUUUGUAAAUUUUAGAGAUAAGCUAAAAUUUGUAAAUGAAACAAUAAAUCACAUGAAACUGAAUGGGAGCUUUUUGGUCAUCUUUUCCACAAAUAGUCUUAUUAUCAAUCUAUUGAAGGUAUUUUAAAGUCAUCACGAUUAACUAACAACCCCAAUAGAACUGAUAGAUGAAUAAAACAAAUUGGCAAAUGAAUAUGCAAUGUAAAUAUUGAUAUGAAAUAUAGGAAGCUAAAAUAAUGGGUAGGCCUAGUUGCAAAAUGUUUUCUGCAAAGUUAGACUUAAUAGAAGAAUACCUUGCAAAAUAAGUUUAGCUUAACAAAAACAUUGAUGUUUCCACAUAUACUUGUGGUAAAUAUCCACAUGAUUGGAUUGUCCUUACUAAAUCUAGCACACAAGGGUUGUAAAUGAAAUAAUUUGAUCUUGUAAAUUUUCAAAUACAUCAAAAGUUGUAAUAAUGAAAUAAAACUGUUUAACUAACAAGAUCAGUAACAUGCUUUACUUGUCUCUGGUCAUUUUAUUUCAACAGCUAUAAGUAGUAAAAAGGUACUUCCAAAUACAAGUGAAGUCAGUAGAGCUUUGAGUUUGACUUAAAUUGUGUGUAAAAACAGUGUUAUUGCAUGUGAUAAUAAACAAAAAGUUGAAGAAUAACUUUAAGCAAGUUUUGGCAUUCCCUGUCCAUUAACUACAAUCUUAUUGUCCUAAUCAUAAUAUGGUAACAAUGCUUUUAAAGGGCUUAACAGUUUCUGAAUAUGCUGCUAAAUGUCUGGAAAGUUUAAGCUCUCAAAUCUGUUGGUUUGGAGAAUAAUACUGCUAUCUCCUCCAUCCAUCUCCAGUGAACAGCACCAAGAUUUGGCAUUCAUUAAAUCAAGAAAAUUCUCUGCAAAUGUUCAACUAGUAACAAUUGAUUACUGAAAAGGCUGAGAGUUUGGUUUGGUUGCAUAAAAUGAUCCUGCUCGCAGAUUUUAUGUCCAAAAAUGGCCUUUCGUGCCUGUCACUUCUCCACAUAGUGCAACACCAUUAAGGCUAAAAAGCCCUGUCAUUGCCAUAAAAUGUUUCUGGAGAUUAACAUGAGUCGUGGCUGCUUGGCAAUAAGCUUUUGCUUGCAUUUUAAUUACAGAGAAUUACUGGAAUUACCUCCCAUCUCGUGGAACUAGGCAUAGCAGCGCCGACAUCGAUGCCUCGCAUUCGCGUUCACGAAAUAACACAGGGCGGUUCUGAUGAUUAUAAUGAUGGUCAUGCCCUCUCGAAAUGGCAUGACUAGCCUUUGUUCUCUCCUGCGUCACUCCUAUUGUUAGGCAUGACCAAACAUAGGGAACCAGCGUUAUGGGCAUGACUAAAACACAGGGUUUGGUCAUGCUCAUAGUUAUGGGCAUGACUAAAUUGGAAACCCUCUGUUUUAGUCAUGCCCGACAAUAGAAGAGCGCCUUCGGAGAGCUCCAUAGUCUUGCGUGGAACCAUAGGGCUCCAAAGGCAAAUGGCCUGAGCUAUUUCAUCAGGAGAAUAGGACUUUAUUCUUACGAAAAUAUAAUUUUUUGAAAAAUGUUAUCUCUGGAAAUAGAUGGUCAUGCCCGGCAUGACAAGCAUGACCGCUAGCUACGCCACUGACUAUUCAAUUAUCCAUUAUUAUCGAUUAUCUGUUAACAAAUUAUGAACAGGUGGAUUGAAUGGAUUACAAAAGGCGUUAGCAAAGUUCCCCAACACUCCCCCCUCCUUGGCUCAUGUCCCUAUGCGUCAAGUAACUGUAGCAUCUUAAAGCCCUGGUCAAGCGAUCCAACAUUUUACCCAACAUUUCGCCCAACAUCAUUUCCAGGUACUAUACACAGAUAUCUCUUAACACUUCUUAUAAUUCCUUGCCCCCCCCCCUUGCCAAGGACUUAUCUCAAGGUUAAAGGUCAAUUCUUUUAGAUUCUAGAAAAGGGUGAACAUCUCUGUCUCCAUGAAAUUUCUUCAAAAAAUUUGAAGUUGCUUUGAAUGUCUUGGCGUUAUCAGAGUUAAUUACUUCUGGGGUGCCCCUUUUUGCACAAAAUAUCUUUAAACAGUUUAAGAAUGUAGGAGUAGAUAAAUCUUCAACUAACUCUAGAUGCAGGGCUUUAGUCACGCAACAGGAGAAUAAACAAAUAUAUACCUUCAAAGUCGAUCCAAACAUUUGCAAAUGGAAUCGAUUCUUUGACUAUAAAGAUCUCCUGAUUCUUUUACUCAACGGGCCUACAAAGAUUUCCUGGAAUCGAUUCUUUUACUCUAAAGAUUCUUUUACUCAACGGGCCUGCAAAGUCGAUCCAAACAUUUGCAAAUGGAAUCGAUUCUGUUACUCUGAAGUCUGGCAUUUGUGCUGUUCUUGAUGGUUGGUAGGGUCGUCUUUCCAAUUUCCUGCAAACAAGACAUGAAUGUUGUUCCUGUAACCAGAUGUCAAUAGAUAAAAAGGCAAACUACAAGAAAAAAGAGGUGUUAGUUUUGCGAGGGAGGCUGUAGGUGCAUUGUUGAUGCAUUGACUGACAAUCAGGCCUAUUACGUCAUAUCACGAUGGAGAGUUAUAAAUUGAUUUUGCUGCUGGUGACAUGGCUGUACAUUUCCCAUCUUGGCACAUUGGGAUAUCAGUGCCCAAAACGUUGCAAGUGUUCUCAAAUUACUGUCCAGUGUAUUGGUGCUGGCCUAAAGACACUACCAUCAGAGAUUCCAUCAUCCAUUCGCUAUCUUGAUCUUUCUGAAAAUCCAUUAAUAAAGUUCCAAAACAAUUCUUUUGCUCGAUUUACGCAGCUAGAAAAGCUCGUCUUACGAGAAUGUUCUAUUAAGGAUACAUUUAUUCUUCCAAAGAGCCUCCGAAUUAUUGACAUGUCGGGGAACCAGUUAAAUGUUGAAGCAGUGGAGGAACUUUUCAAGGAGGAAAGAACGCCCAAUCUUAAGGAGAUUGCACUUAGAAGCAACAACAUUAUUUUAGAUGGACAGUUUUCAAUCUUUCCUAGAUCCGUCACAAACUUAAACCUUGACGGAAAUGUUCUGCAAAAGAUUGGUAGGAGUGAUUUGAAUACAUUGAAGAAACUCCGGUCCCUUAUUCUGUCACACACAGGUUUGCAAAGCAUUGCCAAGGGGGCGUUUGAUCAGCUCAAGGAUCUCCGAGUCCUAGAAAUAAAUACAAACAAACUCACUUAUUUGCCAGCUAAAACAUUUCAACACAAUAGAAACCUAGGAAGAAUUGAAAUAAACGAUAAUCGUUUGAAGGCAUUACCGGAUCUUACUGGAAUUAGAAGCCUUGUCGACUUACACUUGAAAAACAACUUGCUCAAAAUGGCAAGGAAUUUAAAUGUUCGAUCAAUUUCAUCUUUGGAUCUGUCAUUUAACCUCAUUGAAUCCUACAAUUUCUCGAAAAUCCUUGUUCUCACAUUAGAUUUGUCUCACAACAAGCUUAAAAUGAUUGAGAAAAAUACCUUUCCGAAGCUGAGUAACGUAUUUGCAAUUUACCUGCAAAGUAAUAACAUUAAGAGUAUUGCAAUUAAUGCGUUUGAAGGUAUUGAAUACAUCGGAGACCUGUUUCUUCAUCGAAAUCAACUCAAGAACCUACAAAAAGGCAUUUUUAAUGGCCUAUCUAUAAAAAAAUUGUCGUUGUUUGCCAACGAAUUAAGCACCGUCGAUGGCAUCUUUCAGGGUGUGAAAACACCCCCUUACCAACUUUUAUUGUUUGGAAAUAAAUUGAAGUCUAUUAGAAGCUCAGACUUUCAGAAGAUGCCGAACGGUUCGCAGAUUUACAUAUCAUGUAACAGUCUCGACGAAGUUCCAAACCAUUUUGAUAUUAAUCCAAAAGUGAUUUGCAGCCCAACUCGAAAGCUGGUCAUAAAAACAGCAACAACAGCGCUUGAAGGUGAUGGCUUUCAAUGUUUUGAAAACUUGAAGGUGAGAUACCACUUUGACUGCAAGCCAUGUCAGGUUGGCUACUACGGCAAUGAUGGCUGUAUUGCUUGCCCUGCUGGGGCUUUCUAUCAGGACGAAAUGGCAGCCAUUGCAUGCAAGCCCUGUCCAUUAGGCCAGUUUGUGCCACUAGAUAAAGCACCAGGGAAAAGUCCAUUGCAAUGUCUCACAUGCCCUUUUGGGACAAAUACAAACAGCUCCGCAGCUUAUCGCGCGUGUAAAUGUUUGCCUGGUUUUGCAAGAAGUCAUCGGUUUCAAGGAUGCACAAAAUGUACUCAAGAAGGGUUUUCAUGUCAAACAGAUUACAAGGAAUUGACUAGAGGCUAUUGGAUGUCGUGGCAAACAAUGCAAUCUGCAUCAAAUACAUCUUGCAAGACGUUGUACAAGGCUUUUAUGCAGAAUCUGGAUACAAAGAACGAUACAUAUGACCGGGCUACAAUCAAGUACGAUUGUCACAUGCCCACUGCACACAAAUGCCCGCUACAAGGCUCCUGCCUUGGUGGCAUAGAGGCUGAUUGUAAGCGAGGCUACACUGGAAUAUUAUGUGCAGUUUGUCAGGGGGGAUGCAUGAAAAACUUUGGUAAAUGCACUAAAUGUCCCUCUUCAGUCAUUGCAGCGGUGCAGUGUGUUGCAUUCUUUUUGGCGUUUGUUUUUAUUUGCUGGUUAAUGUCCAAAGUUGAUAAAGUGAAACUCGCAGGAAACGAUAGCAAAACAUUUGCUGAUUUAAUUCUGUCAACAUUGAAAAUCCUCAUUGGUUUUUAUCAAGUGCUAGUUGGCAUCAUACACGCUCUUCCAAACAUUCAUUGGCCUGGAAAUCUUACAAAAGCUGUCAGAGUUUUUGAAUUUAUUCAGUUCUCGAUCUUCCAUAUACCUGCUUUGCAUUGCAUAAAGCGAGAAUGGCGCAUGGACGCCAUCAAGGAAUUCUGGUUUGCCAUCAUUGCCACCGCGACUGUUCCCUUCAUAAUUUGUAUUUACACAACAAUCAAAUCACUUUGCUCUUACUGCUGUGUUAGGGAUACAGUGGAGUUCAGAACGAGGCUUAGGAAGAACGUUCAGCAAUGCCUCGAGGCCAUAUUUCUGUUUCUUUUCGCGACCUACCCCUUGACAUCAAGCAAGAUAUUCCAAAUCCAACCCGCCAGCUGCCAUGCAUUCUGUACAUCGGAAAAGGACGGGCAGUGCUUGCACAGAGUCUCGUACCUGCGAUCGGAUUACCGUGUUAGCUGUACAUCAGGCACGAGUGAUGACGUAAUUGUAACCAAAGCUGCAAACGAAGCCUUAAUUUUGCCCUUCGGCUUUCCUUUGCUGCUAUUUCUUCUUCUCUGGCGGUUAGCUCCCAAAAAGAACACUGAUGAUGCGCAGCGACAGCAGCCCGCCGGGUCAAUUAACGAUGAUGGCGAGGAGGCAGCUGCGGAGGAGUCUGUUGUAGCCGUGGCGCUUAGACUCUUCUACGGCAACUACAAGCCGGAAAGCUGGUACUGGGAGGUGACUGAAAUGGUUCGAAAACUGAUCAUCAGCAUUGCAAGUGCUCUGGUCCUGCACAACAUAAAGAUAGGGUUGUUUGGGCUUAUAAUCUUAAGCAUUUUGUUCGCUGUUGCUCAUGCUCGGAUGUGGCCAAUGAAAGACAAGUUUGACAACUUGAUGCAGUUACUGGCUCUAGUGAUUGUAGCGGUGAAUCUGUGCUAUGGUGUAACACAAAAUAGUGCGAUUGGUGAUGACGAAAUUCUCGAGCAAAGCAAAGACAAGUGGGGACUUGGCGUUAUGCUAGUCUCCCUCAACUCCCUGCUGCUCGUGCUGUUGUUUGGUCGAUUGUUUUGGGAGAUUUUAAGAAAAAUUUGCAAUUCUAGACUUUGUGAAACCUCAUGCUCACAAUUUGGAGCAUAUUCCCGUAAUGGUGACCUUUCUGAAAACCUUUUAGAGGGUAACGGAAGUGAUAUCAUUCUUUAGUUUUUUUAUCAGAUUCACCUCGUUAUCUUCUACCUCUGAGGUUUAUAUCAAAAACAUAGUUCCUAGUACUUUACUAUAGAGAGUUUUAAGGGUCUUGUGCAACCGGCAUGCUUUGCGACUUUUCUCGGUAGCGGCCUAUUAUCGUACCAUGGGAAAAUACAAAAUUCAGGUCAUUUCACCUUUCGUAAAAAUUGCAAAGCAUGCCGGCCAAAUUUGAGCUGUUAAGAUUAGAAACAGGAUAAAGCCAUUGAAUAAAACAGGUUGAUAGGAAUGUGUCUUUUGUUAAAUUUUCUUACUUGCUUUUAUUCAAGUGACAGUUCCUUUUUUUUAAAAGUAAGGUUUGUAAUUUAAAGAAGUUUGCUUUCUUGAUUUUUCUUUCAAAUUUGCCACCAAAUUUUUUCUACUCAAUGCCUCAUUUUUGCCAAUGGGAAAAGAACUUGAUUUCAAUGCUGUAAUAAAGAAUAAUCAUACCCUGGCAAUUCAUUUUUUUGAAGAAGAGGUUCAUUGAAACUCCAUUUUGUGGUGAUCUCACCCAUUUAAGAAGUUAUCAGAGAGAAUAAAGACUGUUGAGAAUAUUUCAUAUACCGUAAAUCCUCGAAUUUGCCCCCUGGGGGCUUAUUAAUUUUUGAUAUUUUUGAAUGGGGGGUUAUUCGAGGGGGGCUUUUUCGAGGGGGCGGCUUCAGGGAGAGGGGCUUAUAUUCUUUAUUAACAUUUAAUUUUUUAUCACCAAAAGUAUGAAUUUUUGUGGCAAUUCAAUAAAACACCAAAGGCAACCUCAGAUGGCAACAAUCAACAAAUCGAGGGGGGGGCUUUUAACGAUUCUUUAUUUUGAGUGGGGUUUGUAAAGCUACUGCGAGCCUCACAAAAAAUUAUGUAUAUAAAAGAGAAACGUCAAAGGAUUUACAACCUCAGAAAACAACAGCAAUUCGGCUUUGUCAUCUUACGUCUUUCUUUGCUUCUAACAACGUCUACAUUCGCGGCAUGCCUGUUCUGUUGAUAUUGCUAUUACCUAGUACUACCCAUAUUUGGUUAUCGUAAGACUUGUGUACGCUGGUACCACCCCUUUCGCGCUGUUAACUUUACCUUUUUGGUAGUAAUUUUUAUGUUAGUUAUCUUGUCACGCCGUUACAUAGUUAGGAUGUCAGUCAAUUCUUGUAGCCGAAAGUAGAAGACAUGAACAAGUCAACAAACAGGAUAUAAACAAGUUAUUUUAACGAGUUUCUUGAAACUGGACAAACCAGAAUAACGAGUAUAAUUCGAAGAGCGUCUAUGUAGCAACAGGUUUAUUCGAAGGGGGAGGGGGCUUUUCGAGGGGUUGGGGACCUGUUCGAGGAUUUUCGGUAUAGAAUUUCAUCAUAAGUAGACGUAUUAACUCUUCAAUCCCAAAACAUCAGAAAUAUCGUGCUCGACAAGUUGAGCGUGUAAAAUUCCGAAUUCAGAGAGGAGCCUUUUGCUAGAUUCGAAAUUUUACACGUUCAACUUAUUAGUUUUUCAUUUAUUUGAUGCAGUUAUUUAAAAUAAAUGGAAUUUUCCUUUUACUGUCAUUCCUUUGCUGAGCAUUAUUUCACAUUUAGCAAUAAGUAAGAGAUAUCUUUUUCACUAAAUGAUGUUUCAUGACGUUAACGUGGCAAGGGAAACUUUUUCUAUGAAGCAUAUUUGCAGUGUUGAUAGAGAGCAGAUAUGAAUACAGAGUUAUAGGUCGAUUAAAACUAAACUUAAACUAAGUUAUAGGUCGAUUAAAAAUUCAUGUGUUCCUUGUCUCCACAAACGUCGUAGACUGCACUACAAGCAAACAUCAAGCAGCUGAUUGUGUUGGAAAAACCCCUCAACGCGCAGAACCGCUUAAUGCAGGUUAUUCACUUAACGACACUUCAUGCUGUGCUAAGUCGUUAGUAACAUAAUCUAUUUGUAUGGUUUACCUAUGAUAACCUCGUUUUCAAUCAUUUACUCAUAUGUGCAAUAUCUAGCAAGACAUGACUAUGAUAAAACUAUUGUAGUAAAUUCAAAACGUUAGCAUUUGAUCGGUUCCCGGGGUACGCUUUCGUUAUUCUGAUUGGCUUAUAUUUUUGUCGCAUUUCAUAUAUCCUCGUUGACUAACAUAAAAAUGUCAUGUGAAUCAGGAGUAGUAGUAGAGACGUAGAGUUGUAAGAAGAAAUGGAAGAUCUUUUCUCUGCGUUCAUUUUUUCGUUGAUGUUAAGAACUAGCGUUCUGCAGUUGAAUUCUCCAAUAGAUUGUACCGCACAGAAGUCAGUUAUACUACAUUAGACGAUAUUUUCAGAUUUAUGUGCCUCUAAUUAAGAGCAUUAUUGACAAAAAUCACAUAAAACUUGUCAGGAUCGUAUCCAGAGCAAAUCUGGAGCAAUGCAAUUGAUAGUGGGGGUGCUGAGAAAUUUUCAGAAAUUGGUGACAAGAGUACACAGUAUAAAACAAUUUUGACCCCAAUUACUGACAGAAGUUUGUUAGAAUAUAAUAAGUAUUAGAGUUUGUGAAGAAUCGUCUCUCUUUGUGUUAGCCGUUCAGUCUAAAGUUUAGCCUUGGAAUGUUAUAAGAUGGACGUGGAAAGAAAAGUAAAGCCGCUCACAGAAAUCAGCAUUUCUUCAAUGUUUCAUUCUUCUCUGAACCUAAACCUCUAAAGGUCCAAUCCUCUCGACUUUAAACCUCAAUUUCACAAUUUUCGUCGUUUGUCCGGAUCUCCGUCGAUUAUUUUUUCUUUCUUUUAGCCUCCAAAACCCCAAGUGAAUCUUUCCUCCCAGACUUUAGUUCUUUUGGUUUUUUGGAGCAGCCAUUUGUUUCCAUCUCUUCACGGAACUCGAAACUUGCGAGAUCAACAUAUACAUUGCAAUAUGUUUAUAUUUAUAAUUGUUUCUUGAGAUUUGUUUCUUUGCCAACCUGUUUCCAUCUUUUGUAGGUGGGCGGGCUCUUAACAUCGGUACCAUGGGGGUUUGCUGCGAGAAUCCGAGCCAAUGUCUCGCCUUGUAGAAUUCCUCUGGGAACAAAUCUCAGAUCUCUGUUGACUCGUCAUUCAUUUCUCAAACUCCAAAGUAUGAUUGAAUGAAAUCCACUGAAAGAUAUCGCAUAAACCCCGAAUACAUUAAAGGCAGAAAAUCAAAAUCUCGCAGAUGUUGUUGGGAGAUUUCAAUGCUGAAGAGACGAAUAAACGUUUAUAAAACUUUCUGAAGACGUAUAGCGUGAAGAAACUGGUAAAAAAACUUACCUGCUAUAAGACUGAGGCGCCAACAUGCAUUGAUUUAAGUUUGUCAACUCGUAAUCAAAGUAUGCAACAUGAAAUAGAAACAGGCCUAUCUGAUUUUCAUAAAUUUAUUGUAUUGUAUUACACUAUUGUAUUACUGUAUUGAAAACCACUUUCCCAAGGCAAGGUUCCUCCGUCAUAAAUUAUCGUAAUUAUAAACAUUAUUACCAAACCAAUUUUAGACAAGACUUGCGAACAGAGCUUGGCAACAUCUAUGCUUCAAAUUCCAACUAUGUAGUGUUUGAAACUGCUUUUUGAAUAAUGCGUCAAAUAAACAUGCACCACCAAAGAAAAAUUGUGUUAGAAAAACGAUGCACCCUUUAUGAUUACAGUCGAUUUACACGAGGCGAAGCGAAUUUUUCAAGAUUUUUCAAGCGAAGCGAAUUUUUCGCCACGAAUUUUUUAGCUGUGAACUUUUCUCUCGAGUUCGAAGUUCAAUUUACACUGGCAGAAAUCUUUAUUCAAAUUCACUGCAAAUAUUGCAAAGGACUAUAGCGACUUUCCGAAGAGUGCUUUUAUCAGAAAGCUUCAAAUUUCAAAGAUAAUUUUAUUCCAAAAGCGGCAAAAAACCAUAAUGGGCAACAAAUUUUUUUUAUUCAGAACUUCUUCAGAAGGGGAAACUCUUUCUUUCGGUAAGAGAGGUUUACAUUUACACAUACAUGACCAGGAUAGCUUUUCCAAAUACUUUCAAAGGUCGCCAUCGAAGUUUGCACAAGCAUGCGAGAUCCUGUUAGUGCAUGAAAUGAAUCCGGUAUCGUAUGAACAGAGCUUAUUAUUAGCAUCGGAUUGGGUCAGUGAAUCCGAUAUGAAAUGA